Molecule: messenger RNA, 5271 nt
Organism: Drosophila virilis
Lineage: Eukaryota; Metazoa; Arthropoda; Insecta; Diptera; Drosophilidae
Product: ankyrin repeat and SAM domain-containing protein 1A
Cellular component (GO): cytosol
Molecular function (GO): protein binding
Source: RefSeq, a predicted model, not a curated record
UUUGCACAUCAGAAUACGUAAACAAAAGCAUACUAUCGUGUAAAUAAACAGAAAUAAAAUAUUUAUUCUCAUCGCUCGGAGCUCAGCUACGACUCUCUGUCGCUCUUUGGCCCGCAUGGAGCAGCGACUGCGGCGACAGCCAAAGCAAAACAAUCAAGUGAAAGCGCUGAGCAAAGCAUAGCAUAUCUAAACUUAUUGUACUGUAUUGUAUCCACAACUUUCAUUGGCACUGCUGCGCUGCCGUCUCGCAGCAGAUACAGAUACUAAGCGUACAUUGCACAAGAGCAAAGUGCACGGCGCAUGGAGUCACAGAGCGCGGAACACGGAGCACGGAGCACGGAGAGCGCAUUGUGUGUGAAAAAUGUAGCAGAAAUUCUUACGGAACCCAGACCCAGACACUGGCAGAGUCAGAGUCACCAUCAGCACGCCAGGCUGAGUUGUCAGAGUCGUCAGUGUCGUCAGUGCGCGGUCGGAGCCAAACGCGGGCGUAGCAAACUCAUUUCGUAAAUGGAAAUGUGCUGGAGACGCAGACGACGCGGCAAGCCAAUGAAAUGAAAUUUAUUAAAUUAAAGAAGACGAGAAUACAUAAACGAACGGAAGUGAAAAGUUACACAUCCCAGCUACAUACAUAUAUGCAUAGUGUACACAACUUAAUAAACUAAUCGCAAAAGGCAGGCACGUUAUUUACACGCACAGGAAAUGGGCAAGGAUCAGGAGUUUCUGGAGGCGGCGCGCAAUGGCAAUAUCAGCCACAUCGAGAAGGUGCUCUCCCAGAAGGGUAAACGUGCCGGGCCACUGGCAAGCCUGCGACGCACUGGCGUCAAUGUGCAGGACAGCGGCGGUUACUCGGCACUGCAUCAUGCCUGUCUUAAUGGGCAUGAGGAUAUUGUGAGACUACUGCUGGCACAUGAGGCGUCAACCAAUUUGCCCGACUCCAGAGGCUCUUCGCCGCUUCACUUGGCCGCUUGGGCUGGCGAGACGGACAUUGUGCGGCUGCUGCUAACGCAACCCUACCGACCGGCCAAUGCUAAUCUGCAGACCAUUGAGCAGGAGACACCACUGCACUGUGCCGCCCAGCAUGGACAUACUGGUGCUUUGGCCCUGUUACUUUCCCACGAUGCAGAUCCCAAUAUGCGCAACUCACGCGGCGAGACGCCACUGGAUCUAGCUGCUCAGUACGGACGCCUGCAGGCAGUACAAAUGCUCAUUCGUGCGCAUCCCGAACUGAUUUCACAUCUGAGCACGGAGGCGGUGGAGGGUGGAGCGCCUUCGCCCUCAUCACCAUCGUCGCCCACGCGUAAUAUAUUUCCGCACACCUGCCUUCAUCUGGCCAGUCGCAAUGGCCACAAGAGCGUUGUCGAUGUGCUGCUCGCUGCCGGCGUCUGUGUCAAUCUAUUGACGCCCUCGGGCACAGCCCUGCACGAGGCGGCGCUGUGCGGCAAGGAGAAUGUGGUAAGAACUUUGCUACGCGCUGGCAUUGAUUUGUCGGCCACGGAUAAUGAGGGACGUACAGCACUGGACAUACUUCGUGAAUUUCCGCCGCAUGUGACGAAGCACAUAAUUGCAGUGAUUAACAACUUUCGCCACCAAAUGGAUACAGAUGAGGUCGACGAGGUUAUCUAUCGCCAGCAUGUGGGUCCACCGACAACUGGGCGUGACCAGAACGCUAAACAGCCGCUGCCGCAUAACAGCCACAAUCACUAUCAUUUCAACUCCAACAACCACUUGCUUAACCACUCGCACUCCAUGCAACAGUCCGGUUACAGCAAACAGCGGCUAAGUGCCGGCAAUGGAGGCCACUACAAUGGCGGCAAAUCUCUGGAUAGUUCACUGCAGCCAGAGGACAAAUUCUACCAGGAUCUCAACGCACACUCGCCACUGCACAUACAAAGCGACAUGGGCGGUGGCUUCAGUGUCAGUCCCUCAUCCUCGCUGAGCAGCUUUGAGCCGGCCUCCGUGUCGCCGCGUUCACGCUGCUCCACUGGCGGUGGUACACAGCCCUUGCAAAUGAGCACAUUUGCACCGAGCGGACCACCCAAGAAGCCGCCGCGGCGCAAUCUCUCUGUUUCACCUACACACGCUGGCCCAGGUCAGCAGUUUAGCUAUAGUUCACCCUCCAGUCAGGGUCAAGGCCAGCAGGCACGGAGACGACCACCAGCCAACGAAAGUCCCUAUUCGCAUCAGAGCCAUGGCAGCGUCGGCGGCAUGAGCUUCGAUGAGACCCAGCUGCGCGAGCGUCAGCGCAGCGAUCGACUAUACGCCAGCGCCAGACAGAGCACGCGCUCUGCCGUGGCUGGCAGCUUGAGCCUAAGCUCCAGCAAUGACAUGCUGGACCGCCAGUGCAGCAGCUCAGAGCUAAAUAGUGAGACUAGCGUGCCAAAUUCAAGCGGAGAAUCACCAGCUGCAGCUGGACAUGCCACCAAUUCGAUGAAGCGGCCCAUUCCGGCCCCACGCAGCGCUACAACCAAAUUAUCAAAAGAGCUGCUCAAGUCCUGUGAGAGUGCCACCCUCAAGUCGUACAAUCCCAAUCGCAAACUCAAACGUAAUCGAAACAGCUGCUCCAUUAAUGUAGCCGAAAAGUCGGAUGGUGGGGAGCAAAACUGUGAUCCCAAGCAGCAAACUCCGAGCAGUCCCACACACUACAAGCAACCACCAACGCCGGAUCAUCCGCCACCCAGCUCAAGCCAGGCAGAGCGCACCAUACACGAGCGCAUCCGUCCGCUGAGCCAGGAGUACAAACGCCGUUCGGCGCUGCUCCAGUUGCAGGCAGCGCAGCAGCUGAUGAUUGAGACGGGCUCAUCACCAUCGAAGUUGCUGCCAACACUAAGUACGCCGGGUUACGACUACGAUGAUACAGUAACAGUGGUGCCACGCUGUCCGGCUCCAUCGUCUGGGUCACUCAGCUCCAGUAUUUCUUGCUCGGAUCACAGUCUCUCGCACUCUACGGACUAUGUGGAGGAGUUUGUCAGCGAUAUACCCUUUGCUGGGCUACUCAAAGGCGCCACACAACACAAGGAAACCAAGAAACAAGCAGAGCAGACUCAACCGCCGCGUGUGCGCCCACCAAUUCCCACGAAGCCCUUGGUGCCCGAGAGAAAGUUUGUUAAGCCGCCGACGACACCCACCAAUGCUGAAGUCAAGCUGGAAGCAAAUGGCAAUGGCACAGCUGAGAAAUCAACUCUCAAUGCAGACAAGUCGCCCGCAAAAUCACCUGCCAAGUCACCUGUCAAGUCACCUGUUAAGUCGCCAGCAAAAUCCCCAGGCAGUGGAAAGUCGAUAGCGCGCAACUCUCUCAAUUUGUUGAGUCCCUUUAAUGCUGAGGAGGCACGCAAGAAAAUCUCUGAAAUCAUUGAAAACUUUGGCAGCGGCAUACUCAACACGAACAUUACGCCCACCCAUGAUAUUGAGCUGGAUUUCGAAGAUCUGGAAGUGCUGCCGGAGCGUCGAGAAUUGGCCGUAAGGCUGCGCAACGCGGGCUUGUUACAUCUGGAGCGCAUACUCUUUGAGAACGGCUAUGAUAACUACAAGUUUGUGCGUAAUGUGUUCGAGGAGCCAGACAUUCCGCUGCUGCACAUACCGGAACGGGAUGCAACAAAGCUGCUCACCUUCGUAGGGACAUUGCCGCAAGCGGAGUUUCUGCCGCAGGUGCCAUUUAAGGUACAACAGGAGAACAAACAGCAAGGCGUGGCCACGCUGCAGCAAUGGCUGAACAGCAUCGCAUUGCCCGAGUAUCUGGAGUUCUUCAACAAGCAUCUGUACAACACUAUUGACAGUGUCUGUGGUGUCUGGGAUGUGGAGCUGCAGACGGUGCUGGAGAUUAAUAAAUUGGGCCACCGCAGACGCAUUCUGCAAUCCCUGGCGUAUAUACGGAAAAUGCGUGAAUCCAAGUCGCUUAAAACCCCGCUGGCCGAAAACAACGAAACAAACAAAAUGACAACGAAUGGCAACAAGGAGGGCACGGUAUCUAUCACCACAGCGGACAGUACACAGCCACCCACAAAUGCUUUGCCGCAUCGAAAUUCCAUGACGGGUUACCGCAAGAAUCGUCCUGCACCACCGCCGCCGGCACCACCGGCACAGAAGGCCGCAACAGCUGCAAACUCAGCUGCUCCACUCCAAAUACGCGCACCCUCCGAGCUGCUGCUGGGUCUGCCGGCCAAUAUGCGCACCACCCAAUGGCGUCAUUCGGCGCAAACUCUGCUCGAUGAGCACAUCAAAUACGAGGUCCAGUACCUCGGCUCAACGGUUGUGAAAGAACUACGUGGCACUGAAUCCACAAAGAAAUCUAUACUAAAACUGAAAUCGUCCUGCGCGCAGACAAAUGAAGAGGUUCAUAAGCAGGGCGCACAGCUGUCGCUGGCAAUUUGUCACCGCGGCGUGGAGUUCAUUGAUGUUGCCACCAAGCGUGUUAUCUGCGAGCAUGAGAUACAGAACAUCAAUUGCGCCUGUCAGGACUCGGAGGAUAUGCGCCAUUUUGCCUACAUAACGAAGGAGCAGGAUAUGCACUAUUGUCAUGUGUUCCUGGUGCAAAGCACGGAUCUGGCCAAUGAGAUAAUACUGACGCUGGGCCAAGCCUUCGAAGUCGCGUAUCAGCUGGCGCUGCGCGACGGUAUUGUCACAACGCCAGCUCUGCUACUCGAUAAUGGCAUGCUUCAGGGUGAAUAUUGCGGCGGUGGCACCAAAUAGAGCCAGGAGCUGGCCACCGCCCGGGCCCAAAAUCAAUCUUUGGCAGCCAGCUCAAAUCGCACGCACAGCCGAAGUCGUAGCCUCUGCGCCAAACUAUUUUGCCUGACCAACUACGGUGCGCUGUUUAAGUUAUAGAUGGGAAUCGUGUGGCAACUAUUCAAAUUGAUCCUAGUCCUUGAGAAUUUUAUAUAUUUAAUUGGUAUUAAGUUUUAAAUGGCCAACAAGAACAACAGCACAUUGAACAAAAAGACUUUUUACAAAUGGCACAAAUUUUUUUAAUGAGCUGCACUCAAGAAAACUCCAGCUUUUUUUUGUCAAGCUACAAACUUCUGAGUACCAGAUCAAUAGAACGCACAAUUUUUCCUGAUAUCAUCGUUGUUUCGUUUAAUUUGAAACGAAAAUAAUGCAUUUACAAACUUUUAAAAUCUUCAUAAAAACCAAUUGCAUUUAAUCAAAGAAAGAAAAUACCCACUUGUGUGCAAUAAUGUUUUAGCAAAUUUUAGCUAUAUAUCUAAUCCUUAAAUCGACUAAAUCGUAAAUUAAUUAACAUACUAUUGGCACAUAAACAAUUUUAUUGAUGUUAAA